AUGAAAGAAUGUUCAUUACAAGGAAAGCAGACGAGCCACAAAACCAAAUUAGGAACCCUAAUUCCACGGCCGCAACCUGCCGUCAACAUAACGAUAAAGGAGAUGCGUGACAUAUUCGGGAAGGCGCCGCGCGUCAGAUCCGCAUCGGCGCGAACAGGGACACGCGGCAUUGCCUUCUUGGUGUUCGAGGAUAUCUACGACGUCGAACACCUUUUGUGCGUCAACGUUUCAAACAGAUAUCCGAUCGUCUUUUACUACAGCAGGCGAAGAUGGGCUAGAUAUUUGACCGGAGGAAGAAGAAAAAUACGGGUCAAAAUAGCCAUUGAAGCAUGUAAGAAGAACUCAGUUGUGUUGAGAAAAUUGGCUGGUUUCCCGUUCCCAAACAACAGAAGGCCUCUCAUGUCGGUGGGAUAUGGUUCUUUUGAAUCUAAACUCAAGUCAGAAUCUUCAGCCGUUCAUACUUAA
Messenger RNA from Striga asiatica, 465 nucleotides. NCBI's taxonomy places the organism in Eukaryota, Viridiplantae, Streptophyta, Magnoliopsida, Lamiales, Orobanchaceae. The record is from the annotation of a GenBank genome assembly.